Molecule: messenger RNA, 657 nt
Organism: Striga hermonthica
Lineage: Eukaryota; Viridiplantae; Streptophyta; Magnoliopsida; Lamiales; Orobanchaceae
Source: the annotation of a GenBank genome assembly
AUGGCAAGUGCAGCUUCCACCAUUACCAGCCAGCUGAAGAGCAAUUUCGCCCCUUCACUGAGCAGAGCCCUGGUUACUCCCAAGGGCAUUUCCGGUGCUCCUUUCAGAGUUUUGCCUAACAGAAGAACCUCCUCUUUCACCGUCAAGGCUAUCCAGUCCGAGAAGCCCACUUACCAAGUGAUCCAGCCGAUCAAUGGCGACCCGUUCAUUGGAAGCUUGGAGACCCCGGUCACAUCCAGCCCGCUCAUCGCCUGGUACCUCUCCAAUCUCCCUGCAUACCGGACGGCGGUCAACCCCCUCCUCCGGGGGGUAGAGGUUGGGCUGGCCCACGGGUUCCUCCUCGUGGGCCCCUUCGUCAAGACAGGCCCGCUCAGGAACACAGAGUAUGCGGGUGGGGCUGGGUCGCUGGCUGCAGCUGGUCUGGUCGUGAUCCUCAGCAUCUGCCUCACGAUUUACGGGAUAGCAUCAUUCAAGGAGGGUGAGCCCUCGACUGCCCCGUCUUUGACUUUGACUGGCCGGAAGAAGGAGCCCGACCAGCUCCAGACGGCCGAUGGAUGGGCUAAGUUCACGGGUGGGUUCUUCUUUGGUGGGAUCUCGGGGGUCGUGUGGGCGUACUUUCUUCUCUAUGUUCUCGACUUGCCUUACUAUGUGAAGUAA